This is a messenger RNA of Hypomesus transpacificus, 6065 nucleotides long. RefSeq lists its product as uncharacterized. Bases 375 to 4907 code for a protein of 1510 amino acids. Lineage: Eukaryota; Metazoa; Chordata; Actinopteri; Osmeriformes; Osmeridae. The record is from RefSeq and is a predicted model, not a curated record. The transcript has 20 exons.
CUCUCUCUCUCUCUUUCUCUCUCAGAGUCAGCCAGGCAAGGAGCCAGACACUUUCCUUUUUCAGUUCUAUACUCUUCUCUUUAUCGACAGUGUGGUAGCUCAGAGGAGGCACUCCUCCCUCUUCUCUUCUCACAUUGAUUUCCUUGAUGUUGCCCAGGCAUUCUGAGCACAUUUCAUAUCUUUGGCAGACAAGUCAACUAGACGGCUCUUCGUUUUCCUGGUCUGAUGACUGCAGGUUCUGUUGGCUCCUAUGAUUCUGAAGAUUUCUCUUUCUGACUCUGGAUGUUUCAGUAAGUAAGGGUCAGAUUUGGUUAAUUGUAUCAUUUUCCAUUCCCAACACGGAAUGUCAGCAUAGAUACCAACCAGGAGGAACCAUGUCAGAAGGAGCUGUGAGGAAAAUUCAACCAUUCACCAUUGGGACCAGGCUGUCCAUCCCAUCUGAACAUAAAUGCCAUGAUUUCACAGACACCUACCUGCCAAGGGACGAGAUUCAAAACUACGAGAGCGACCAAGCGGCUCUUUACAUGGGUCAGCCCCAGAGAGGGUUGGUGACCGCUAAACCUGCUUGUGUGGCCGACCAGGUCAACAGUUUGGAUACCCAGGAUGAGAGAGCAGAGGAGGAUAGAAACUGUAUUUCAUCCCCAGUCUGUUCAAGGUCUAUCAGAAAGAUAGCCAUCUGCAGCAAUGCUGAAGCCAUCUCUGUGUCGCCCUGUGAUUGCGACAGGGAUACUUCAGUCAAAGCAGCGGUCAACCGUAGCAACAGCAACAGUGUUGAUCCUAACCAAGCAUCCAUGGGAGAAAACUUGAGGAAAAUAUCUGAUCCUCAGUUGAAGGUAGACACGUGGUUCAAGAGGAACCUGGAGUAUGGAUGCAACGUACUGGGAUCUCCGUCACAGGACUCAGAGGACACGUUACCCAACCAACAGCGAGAUCUUAAAGACAUCGAAAACUCCCUCAUCCAGCUGACAAGAAGUCUGGAUGUGAAUCAGGAUGAAAAAAAAUGCAAAGCAACAUAUGUGGACACAGACCAACGGCGAGACAAGCAGGAGAAAAUUGGACAAAGAGAGAGAAAAAAUAUUCCCUCUAGAGAGAAGACCAUUACACAAACAUGGCUGAGGUUACAGACACUCUUAAGAAACUACCACCAAGACCUCAAGCUGGCUCUUGAUGUCUCCUCAUUCUACCAACAAGCAGAUAACAUCAUCUGUGCCAUGCAUGGGAAGAGAGGUCACCUCUCUGGGUCGAAGGAUCAAAGAACCAGCGGAUACACAGAAGUCAAAGAUAUCGAGAGUCAAAUUAUGAUGCUGGAUGAGACGGCUUCGCGGCUGUCCGACCUCCACCCUACCCUAGCUGCCAGAGUGACACGGAAGCAGGCCGAAGUACAGGAAAGUUGGGGCCUUCUCCAAGAGGAAAGCAGGAACAUAAAACCAGACCAGUCAACUACCCAUACCAUAGGCCUCUCUUGUAAUGACAUUGGUUCUUCGACUCAAACAAGAGAAGUGCAAAGUACUGAGGAACAUGAAGCCCACAAAAUUAUGGGAAAGAACAUCAAGGAGGAACAGAAUCGCCUGAAAGAAUUUCAAGUGAUGCAAGUCAUUGAAAUUCAUGAUAAGUCAACGCCUGAUGAAAAAAACAGAAGUCCUCACAACAACUAUACCUACGCUACAUGUGACUGCACUAGUAAUUUAGAUGGUCAAAUAGGAGAACCACUUUCAAGAGAAAGAAAGGAACACACAGCCCAUUCAAGCACAUGUCCUCAGAGGCACCGACCUGAGCUUGGGAUCCUUUUUCAGGACUCUACAAUAUCGGCUGAUAAGACACUCUUAUGGUUGAAAGACAACGUUGCCAUGGAACUUCCCCAUCAAAACACUGAUGGUGUAGAUGCGGAGAUGAUAAAAAAACAGACAGAAACUAUUAACAAAGUUGACGCAAUCUCCAAGAGGCCUAAAUGUUGUCAAUCCAAGAGUGAGGAGGCAUGUGAAUUCCAUACUCAGCAUCAAAGUAACGUAGACAUGAAGGACCGCCUUCGGCAGGUUGAGAAGUUGUGGGAAGUGCUUAGAAGAGCGAGCAUGAUUGACACGGACAGCUUUGACACACACAACUUACAGGACACAUGGAAAGACCAACUUGAGCCAUGUCUGUCAGGGUGCCAAGAACCAGUGGAUGAUGUGAAGCCCUGCAUCAUUCCAGGAGUCAAAAGCCUUUCAGCAACCUUGGAGGAUUGUAAAACUGGGAUGAUGACAGAACUGCAGAGAUGCCUCGAACAAGACAAAUUCAAUUACCAGAUCCCUACUAAGUCAACAAGUGAUGCUGAAGAUGUGGGUAACCCUAUGGAGGAGUUACUUGGGGUUCUGGAGGACCUCAGUGAAGCAAUGAAUGAAAGAGAACACUCCCUCUAUCAACAUCCAAACAAUCCAGAACUAAUAUGCCAGAAUUCUACGCAAACGCUGCACAUCAACCAACUUCUGUCCAGGUGUGCAGAACUUAGUAUGGACAUUUUGGACGCCGAGACUGAUAUGGCGGUUCGAUGUGAACCUGAUAACUCUGGACUGGAAGGACUUCAGGAACAACAGGAGGAAUUGGAGAUGGGCUAUCGGAUUAUCAAAGAAGAGGUGGUGGAGAUGGAGAGACUGACCUCCCACGUACUGGCGGUCUUAUCUGAGAAAGCCAUAGGUACGUGGGAAAAUGUCCAGACCACCCUGCAAUCUUUGGAGGAGCUUACCAGGAGCAUGGCAGAGAACCAAAGCCGUCUUCAACAAUUUAGUGAACUGCAAGACUUUUUGAGAACCUACCUAGCUAUAAUUUCCUGGACCGAUGAAACGUGCACUUGUAUAUUCUCCGAUGCUUUGGCAAAUCAGGAUAAACUUCAUGAGUUGACAAAGUCAUCUGAACUAGACCUCAAAAUCCAACAGAAGUUUGAAGAGUUUGAUGCAUUUGCUGCAGCCGGGCAGAAGCUUAUAGCAGAGGGGCACCACCUGACAAACAUUAUAAAUGAGAGAACUGAUGAAUUGCAAAGUAUGCUGGGGUGGAUGCUGGCGCACUGGAAGGUGAAGAAAGACCAGUUGAAUCAGGAGAAACCUGAAGAACUAAUAAAGGAUAUUUCUCUACCUGGCACAUGGAUGCUAUCGACACGUCAGCCCCAGUGUCCUCAUCCUGGGAUAGACAUCAGUAAACAUUCCAAAAGCUUGCUCUUAAAACAUAGGCAGGGGGCUGCGAAGAUCCACAUUGAUGGACCCAAAGCGGAACCAGAGAGCAGUCAUCAAGGACAAAGUGUCAAUGUCUCUAAGUACAUUUCUCACCAGGGCUCUGUAGACGUGGUAGCCGUAUCACCCAGUCUUGUUCUUGAGGAUCCCCAUACUGCUAUUACACCUCUAGGGGGCAGCAUCAACCUCAUCCUCAGUUUUGACCAACCAACACCAGUGCCCAGUCAGCCACAGGGUUCUCAAGAGCAGAAAGAGACAUUUGAAACUGUGCACAGGGUGAGCACCUAUUUGCAGGUAACAGAUGGAAACAAAGUGACAAGUCUAAUGAACAAAGAAGUUAAAUCAGCAACAACUGCAGGGACUACCCUUCAGUCAGCCAGCCAUCAAAUUAGCUCAACCACUGCAACGUACAUACAAAAACUCAGCACUGUUGCACUCCCUUCCAGAACCAAGACCAGGUCCGACUCCAUUCUUAGCCUGAACAGGGCAAUGAAGAGAAGGAAAAAAACAACACACAGACACACUGUCACUGGUGUCGUCGGAAUGGACAAGCUCGAUGGCACGUUCACUAUGCCUACUGGUGCCCCACACAGAGCCAACACCUGGCCCCUUGAGGCAAAGCAUGAAGAGCAUGCUACCCCUAAAAGUCCAGUCAAUACAGAACUUCAGCUGUAUAUAAAAAAUAAUUCAGUUGUCACCAUUGCAGAUACCAAAUCUUCACGGACAUCAAACGUUCCUUCUUUCCAAGUGCACUGUGUCAAGCCCUCUAAAUUUACAGAUGGAUGUGAAAGGAGCCCGUACACCAUCGCUCUAGGGUCGAUGUUGAGUUUGGACUUGCCUAAGAAUUGGGAGCACAAGUCAGACAUGAGUUACAUAGACAACACAAUUCAGAGUGGAAACACUGACGUGAAGUUUGAUAGUCCCAAGAAUCAGCUGUUGAAUUCAUACAGACUGCCAUGUUUAACUAGUGUAUCGUCUAAAAUCAUUGACCUUCAGACUGUCACCCACAGUCUAGAGGAGGAACCGGAGAAGAAGGAUAUGGAGAAUGUCAACUCAGAAACUGUCUCUUUUCAGUGUUUGCUUCCCCUUGCGAAAGACUUACAGUGUGACCACAGCAUGAGCAUAAGAAGUCUUGAGAGCUCUGUCACGCUAAAAGGAAUCCCCACCGACUCCACUGGCAUUAAAGAGGAAACUGAGGAGGACCAUGACAAACCAGAAGUCCGAUAUGUGUCUCAUGAACAAUGCACUGAACUCAACCGCUUCCCCAUCAUUAUUUCACAUGAUCACCCUUGCACUGAACCGUCACACAAUCCCCACAAAUGUUUAAGCGUUCAUACAAAGAUCCGGGACCUGAAUGGCCACAUAUACCGUCCGUUUACAAAGCAGCAGUUCACUAGUCAAAAUGACCUUAUUGUUCAAGAAGUCAAGGGCUUUACUACUGGUUCUGGAGUUUUCAAGAGCCAGGGUAUAAACAGAUCGGAGCAGCUCAUUGUCUGCACUGAGAAAAACUGUUGCGUGUGUUCUGAACAUCUUGUGUCCAGCACCGCCCUGGGAAAGGAAACCUCACCCAGCAGCUCUACGGGAAGAGCAUCAGAUCCCGUCCAUCCAGACCACUGGCAGUUCGAGGAAGAGGAAGAGGAACUGCAGGAUAUCUGGAGUGGCAUGGACAGAGAAAGGAGUCCGUACAGCGUUCCACAGAUGUGAGGAGACACUCAUGCCUGCUGGAGAAACAUGACCUCUCUCCUUGUCCAUAUUUCAGCCAUUCAAAUAUAAAUUGGCCCUCUAUCAUUGUUCUUGGGCAAUGAAUACCUACAGCAUCUUGGUGAAUGGACAUUCUGAAAAGGUGGAGGACAGUCUCUUUCCCAUGCUUACACCAUGAUAAAGAGCAAUUUGUCAUCACAGCAGGAUUACAUUUUAUUGACCUAUUAUAACUUGUUGCAGGCAUUUUGUAAUUAACUGUUUUUUGUACAGCUGCCACGGUGUAGUUCUAUUUCAAAACACAAUAGUGCAGUAGGAAGUAUUAUUGAUAAUGUUCAAUGAGAGUCAUAUCAGAAAUCUAUUGAAUGUAAUCAAAUGCCUUUUCCUCUCUUGGAAAUACUUUUCUGUGGAUUCCAAUAACCAAUACUUGUAGAAAUGUAGCAGCACUGACCUUUGCAGUUAUUAUUUGGCUACUGUCUCUUAGCAACAUAUCUGUUAACUAGCAUUUGUCUGAAUAGAUGAUGAGUCGAGAUGACCCAUACUGCCCUCUACCCUUGACACAUUGAAUCAACUAUAAUACUUGUCUGUCAUUUUUAUGACUAUUCUUCUAACAAUCUGUGUAUGUAGCACACAGUUUUUUUUAAGUUCUGUGUUUGCACUCAAAGAAUCCAAAGUUGAAGCUAUCUAUUAUAGUUUGCUGUAGAUACAUACACUUUUCACAAACGACACAUCUAAAGAUAUCAGUGCUGUCAUUUUCAAGUCAAUAAAACCUUGCCUGUUCUUUUAGGAUAUAAAAUAAAAUAAACUUGUUUCAGGAAAAAUAUACACAAUACUAAAUCAAUAAAUAUGGUACCAGUUCUUUUCACCCAUCCAAUAUUCUUAGAUUUGUUUUACAAACAGGCUACACCCACACUUAAUGUGAACAGCACCUUUUUGAUUAUCAUGAUAUCUGUCUUAUUGAACACUGUUGUUGUAUGUGCUGUGGGUCCAUGUAAUUGCAGGCACUGUCCAGUUAGGGACACUAAAGCACCGCUUUAAAAUGUCCUGAUUAGAUCACAUAACAUUAGACAUGUUAUUGUAAACUUGAUUGACAAGAAUAAAGUGAGAGUUCACUGAUGCAUACUUAAUAUAAAUACUUUAUAUGUUUUAUUAUUAUAAAAGAUU